This is a messenger RNA of Heterobilharzia americana, 4145 nucleotides long. The record is from the annotation of a GenBank genome assembly. Lineage: Eukaryota; Metazoa; Platyhelminthes; Trematoda; Strigeidida; Schistosomatidae.
AUCCGUGCUGUUUCUGGUAUUCGUAUGUCUUUCCAGUUGCAAGUAAUUUUGUAUCCCAGUGAAAUCUCUUCGACAGCAAUCAUUCGAGGAGCUAAAGAUCCUAAGAACUCUCAGGACUCUAAAUCAUUUUCACCGAACAACAAUUCUGCAAAUACAGUUUAUUGUAUUAAUCAUGCUCUAUACAAUAUGUUGAGAACCAAUCGACAACACCGUCGAUCCUUAAUAGUAAAUCUGUUGGCUUUGUUUGACGAUCGACAGGACUCAGCGGUGCUCGCUAGUGAAAACUCAGCAACCCAGAAUCGUUUAAGUCAAUUGAUUUUUAUUGCAGACCACUUGGCACAUUUUCCUUAUAUGGUUCUUGAUGAAGUGUAUUAUGUUGCAGAUUUAACUGAACAAAGAAUCAGUCUUAUGGGACCUACUAUUUUACGGUCAUUUUAUCGAAGUUUGCUGCCUGGCUUUCAAAGCAAACGCUCAAAUUCUGAUGGUUCUGAAUCAUCCAAACAUUCUGUAAAUGAAGACCAAAAAUCAGUUAACGAAAAUGAUCUUAUGGAUUAUCUUGACAAGUGUGCAGAGAAGUUGCCGAGAGAGUAUGAUCUAAGCACUUCAUUGAUAGACAUGGAUAUAAUAAAAAGUUUAGAUAACCAAAGUUCCUGUAGUUCAUUGGAAAAAGAAAUGCAACAUCUCUUUAAACAUUGUCAGUCAGAUACUUUAAAGGGAAAAGCUCGAUCGUCUAUGAUUUAUUCGGGACCACCAUGUGUACUGCUGAUUGCCAUAUGGAAGUUUAUACGGGAAUACUAUGGUGUGUCAUACAGCAAACUGAAAAUGUAUUCACCAUCUGAUUCCUCGAAGCUGUUCGAAAAGCCGAUUGUCUUACCGAAACACUCAAAUCUAUCUGAUCAGUUGAUGACAUUGCCACUCAUUAUUCACCAGUAUGCAUGUAAUCCUGCUUGGAACGACAUAUCGAAAGGACCUCCAGAUCAUAUUCUUUUACGUCAUUUUCUUGUGCUACGUCGAGAACUGAUGCUUCAUGAAGAUAGCACUCUAGACGAACCACUCAUAGAAAAUACAUCCAAAUCUAAUUCGCAAGCUCUUAAUGCUAAAGAAAACCGGAAAAACGACUACCAAAUGAAAGAGAAAAGUGAAGAGGGUCCAUCAGGUUUGUGCAACCGGUCGACUGCAUCCAAACAUUCUAAGUCGACUUCUGAACACUGUGUUUCAACUAAGUAUGGUCCUGGCAGCUCUUUCGACCAAAAACGUGACAGUUCGAGCAAAUCUCAGCUUGCAAAUCCUCCAAGAAAGCGCAAGCUUACAAAGCGUGUGUCCUCAAGAUCAGCCUCUUUAUCAUCGCUUUCAGACUCUUCUAAUGAAACAGUGGAUGAAAUUACAUUGAAGAAGAAUAUCAAUAUAACAAAAUCGGAGCGUGCUCUUGACCAACGAUCUCAAAAUUUACAAUCAAUAUCGGUUAAAAGUCAUAACCGACUAUCACAGCGUUCUAACUACUCUACAGACUCUGACUCUGUUGAGUUGAACAAUACCAAAACCUCAAGGAAGGAUGAUAAUCCCCGUGGUCAUCAGUCUCGAUUGCGAUCAAGCCCAGAUUCAUCAAACAAACCUGGUUUUCCAAGUCAGUCAGGUCGAUCAAAUUUUGAGUCAUUGGAUUUGAUGCAAAUUCAGAUUCUACAUCUUUGGAUAGCUCUGUUAUUAAAAAUCAAAAUGUAAAUUCAAAAGUUGGAAAACGUAGUAUUCAAAAUGUUGCCAGUCAAUCAAAGAAGCAAUCCACAUCUUUUUUGCCUUCAAAAAGUCCUGUCAAAAUAAAAAAUCCUGAAUACCAGGAAAUAGAAGUUAGUAGGCAUCCUAAAACUGCUCCGUAUCAUAGUCGUCAUCAUAUGACUGGUUCAAAGCAGUCAACAGGUCCAACUCGUACCCUUGCACCAUUGCCAUCGGCUAUGAUGAACAGUACAAAUGCACAACGUUCAGGAAAGCAUUCCUUUACAAAUAAACCAGCUAAACAUAAUUACAAACAGUCAGGAUCCAUCAUUAAACAAGAUUCUGAAAGCACUCCUCAGCAUUAUUCUGUUGACAGUGGUAAUCAUCAUAAAUCACGAGGAAAGAAUCAAAAAGAAAAACCAUCAUCAUCUCAUAAAGUCACUCAUACAAGUAAAAAUCGAUCUCACAAAUCAGAAGAUCAACGAACAGUAAAUAGAAAUUCGUUGAAUUUCGUAGUUCUAAAAUGCGCCAACGUGAUCCAUUUGUCAAGUUUAGUUCUCAGAAAAAAGUUCGAAAGUUUUGGGUUUUCUUACUUAUCAAACACCAGUUUUUUAUUCAGCCGUGACGAUUUAAAGUCCAGUAAUCUGUUCAGUUUGUUUUGAAAUAUUUAAUGACUACGCCUAACACAAGCGUUACUCCACUGACCAUUUUGUUGCUGUUAUCGAAUAUUACAUGCGGCUAGACCGAUAGUGAAUUAUAACACAAAGUUAUCAAAACCUGCGAUUCCUAGAGGACAGGCGUGUUCCAUCUUACAAAUUUACGUGUAUUAUCUGGAAUAAAUUUAACGGAGAUUAUGCUAAUUCUGCAGUUGAAACCAUCAUUCGUCAUCGUAUUUUCGUGACUGAUGAAAGUUGUAAAACUUACUAUGAGUUUUUGAUUUAUAUACCCUCCCAGCUCUAUCCGUAAAACAAAUUGCAAUUUUGAGGGAUUUCAUUAAUUUGAAUUGAUUGGUUUUUAGCAUUAAACUGAUCAUCAGUACCUUACAAUUUCACUGUGCAACAUGUGGUUUAUAAUUAAAGACUCAGUCACUGGGUUAUUUAUUGUUUCAUAUUUCCGUUUCGAUAGCCUAUCAAUACUGUUAACCGUUGUAUAGCAAUCAAGUAUGAAUUAACAUUUCUCAGUUUUCGAGUAAUAUCCCUCUAAACUGAUUGUAAACUAGUAUAGAAUUGCGUGUACACUUACGCUUUCUAUAUUCUUGUUUUUUAUUGCUUUGCACGUGAAUACAUUGUUCUGUCUUUAUAAUAUGAAGUCAACUUUAAUCAAAUGACUUGUAUGUGUUUUGGACUGCUGCUAUUCUUUUUCUUCAGGUUGAGACAUUGUCCGAUUGUGAUAAAAGUAAUGAACAACUAUCUGAUUCUAGUGGGUCUUCUAUUUCAUCUUCAUCUUUAUCAUCAUCAUCAUCAUCUACAACAACAUCUGAGGAUAGUCUUUCAACGUCAUCCUCUUCUUCAUCGUCAUCAUCCUCGAUUAUUCAAGCUCAGUUAAAACAAAAAAAGAAAAAAAUCAGUUGACGCUUUUGGUUAUUCUUUUCUUGGAAAGAAGCAGGUAAAAGCUCUUGGGAACAUUGGAUUCUCGUUACUGUAACAGAUAGUUUAGGCCCGUUUUGUUGCUAUCUGCUGUUUUGAGAUAUAAACUAUCCUCCAGUAUCUCUUGCAAUUAUUUUAUGUUUCGUGCAUUAUUGUUACCGUUUAUUUUCUCGUUGAUAUAACUGUUGGGUCAUUUAACCAACAUUUAAUAUGUUUUUCAAAUCUGACAAAGGUAACUGAACACACCCACUACCGAAAGCUCAAAAGCAUUCCUUUUUAAGUGUUUAAGCGCCUUUCUGCUUGAAUGAAUCCCCUUAACAGGUUAGAAAUAUCCACCUUGUCAACUUGUGUAUGCAUUGAUUCCAUUCUGUGUGUGAGAGAAAAACAAGGAAAUCUACACAAGAAUCUCUUAUUUUCUUUUGUGUAUAAUUCAAAAUUCUUGUUGUAUAUAGUGCUGCUAAUAUAUACAGCUUUUGUUUAUCUGUUGGUAUAAUUUACAACUUUUCCAAAAACAUUUUCCCUAAAUCUUUGUUUCUCUUAAAUGCCCCUCCUCCGCUGUAUGUAAGAUGUAUUAUAUGUUAAAUCGUGAUUGUGCAUGAGGUUGUUACUUUUUUAUAUGCUUUAUUUUGGAUAUGAAGGGUAAACAUUUCGAUACAUAUUUUAUCCUAGCUAUCCGCUAUCAUCACCACUAAUCUCUCCUUCCUAUUGGCAUGCAGACAUGUCUUGUAGAUCUGCUCGUCGUCUUUUCCUGUUUCCCUAUGCACUUAUUUGUCUAUUUCCCGAGAGAGGUGAUUGACUUUUCUCAAACAACUCUGGUCAUUUUUCUUGUAUUCUGUCCAAGGGACACCGCAU